Molecule: messenger RNA, 3440 nt
Organism: Strongylocentrotus purpuratus (purple sea urchin)
Lineage: Eukaryota; Metazoa; Echinodermata; Echinoidea; Camarodonta; Strongylocentrotidae
Gene: utp25
Product: digestive organ expansion factor homolog
Exons: 18
Coding region: 123-2216 (697 amino acids)
Biological process (GO): maturation of SSU-rRNA from tricistronic rRNA transcript (SSU-rRNA, 5.8S rRNA, LSU-rRNA)
Cellular component (GO): nucleolus; small-subunit processome
Molecular function (GO): rRNA binding; U3 snoRNA binding
Source: RefSeq, a predicted model, not a curated record
UUUCUGUUUUGAUUUGUUCCAGACAUGCUAAUAAAGAGGCAACAAAGGAAUACAAGACUGCAGGGCCAUCAGUGACAUUGCAAGAGGAAGGGUCUUCUUCUGAUGAGGAAGAUCAGCAGUUGAUGACUCCUUAUCAAGAGCUGCUUGCCAAUUUGGGUGCCGAUGGAGGUGGGGACAACGAUCUAUCAGAUGAGGAGGAUUUGGAUGAUAGUGAAGAGGAAGAUGGAGAACAAGUAGCCGGUGAUAGCAACGAUGAUGAGGACAGUGACAUUGAUGAGGAGGAAGAUGAUGUUGAUGACGAAGAUAGUGAAGAAGGAAAUAGUGAAAUAGAAACAGAACUAUUAUCAAAUGGAGAGGAAGAGGAGGACAGCAAUGAAGAAGAGGAAGAUGAGGAGGAGGAGGAGGAAAAAGAUGAAGAGGGGAGUGAGGAGGAAAAAGAAGAGGAGGAGGAAGAUCUUGGAUCAGAAAGUGAAUCAAAUGGCGAUGAUGAUGAACAUGAAGAAAGCCAGUCACAAGUAAACAAAGAUCCAUUCUUCAAAAAGGUCAACCAUGAACUAAGUGAGGACUUCAUCAACAAGUUGACUAAACGGAAGCCCAGUCACAAAUUUGAAGACAAGUGGUCAUGCUUGGGAAAACUCUCCUGUUCCUGUUACGACGAUGUCUCGCAAGGGGAUUUGAAGGUGUGCAGAGAAACAGACUUCAAGUCUCUACAUGUCCCCAAACGAGUGUCUAGCUCUUGGAGAGAGGCUAACAAGGAUUACAUAGAUGCAGACUCAGAGGCAAAUCUAUCUCGUCUUCAACAAGAGCUAUUCUCCAUCAUGAACUCUUCCAAGGAUCUUGUUUAUCCUGAGAGGAGUUACAAGAAUGAAGAGGAAAUCAGACUGGUUUACUGUCUUCAUGUGCUCAGCUAUAUUGUCAAAUCAAGAAACAUCGUCCAGAAACAUAACCAGAUGCUGACAGCUAAUCCUGAGCUUGACACAGAGUCAAUGAGGGACCAGGGCCUGACCAGACCGAGGGUCCUGAUUCUGGUCCCAUUCAGGAGCUCAGCCUUGGAGGUCAUCAAGACCAUGGCUAAGAUCCUGAUCCCAUCAGACCAGACCAUGAGCCAUCGGAAGAGGUUCUUUGAAGAGUAUGGAGGAGGCGAAGAUCCAGACUCCAACAUAGUCAAGCCAGAGGACUGGGAGGCAAUGUUUAGAGGGAACAAUGACGAUCAUUUCAGACUGGGUGUCACCAUCACAAGAAAGAGCUUCAAACUCUACUCCACGUUCUACUCAGCCGAUAUCAUCAUUGCUUCACCAUUGGGACUCAGAACAGUCAUAGGGGCAAAAGGAGAGGACAAGCAUGAGUAUGACUUCCUGUCUUCUAUCGAGCUGCUUGUUAUGGACCAAGCAGAUAUCUUCCUCAUGCAGAACUGGGAACACAUCACGCACAUCAUGGAACACUUACACCUACAACCCAAGGACUCUCAUGAUGUAGACUUCUCUAGAGUCAGAAUGUGGGCUCUCAACAAAUGGAACAAGUACUACAGACAAACGUUGAUCUUCAGUAACGUGAACACCCCUGAAAUCAAUGCUCUAGCCAGCAAACACUGCUCAAAUAUGGCAGGUAGAGUAUCAGUGAAUAACAUGCCGGCACUUGGUAGCAUUGGUCAAGUGGCUGUUCAGCUUCCUCAGGUUUUCCACAGGAUAGAAUGUGACAGCUUUGCUUCGGCUCAUGAGAAGAGAUUCCAGUUCUUUAUCACAAAGGUCCUUCCUCAGUAUAGAGAAUCCCUGAUGUCUGGCACUAUGAUCUACAUUCCAUCUUACUUUGACUAUGUCCGAGUCAGAAACUACUUCCGCAAACAGGAGAUCAACUUUGCACAGAUCUGCGAGUACACAAGUCAGUCUAAUAUCUCAAGAGCAAGGAUGUAUACGGCCAAAGGAAUGCGUCAUACUCUAAUCAUCACUGAGAGAUUUCACUUCUUCAGAAGGUACAAGUUGCGCGGCAUUCACCACAUCAUAUUCUACCAGCUUCCCACCUACCCGCACUUCUACAGCGAGCUGUGCAACAUGCUGGAGACGCCAACAACAGAGGGCGCGAUGAAGGAACACACCUGCAGUAUAAUGUACACCAAGUACGAUGCCCUACGGCUGGGGCCAGUGGUGGGACUCAAACGCAACAGUCACAUGUUGAACUCGGACAAGAAUGUUCAUAUGUUUGUGUCUGGAGAUGUCUGAAUGGUGAAUGACAAACAAGAAUACUGCAUGUCAGUGUAACUGUGAUCCGAGCAGAACACUCACAUGUCGACAAAGAGAAGAACGUCCAUAUGUUCGUGUCUGGUGAUGUCUGAAUGGCGAUAAACCAACAGUAUCUUAAGUCAGUGUUCCUGUGACCUUCAGUGUUGUUGGUUUGAAGAAAGACCAAUCAUCACCCUGAUGUAUACAUGUAUUGGAGGUAGAUGUCAUGCUGUUUGGCGAUUAGACACUUGCAGGUGGAGCAAGGAACACACUCUAUGAAGGAGAGAGCUCUCAAAAUGUCUUCCAAAAGCUCUUGAAAUGGUUUCAAUUCAGAGGAGCCACCUAGUGCUCACUUGUAGCUAAAUUUAGUCAACAUCCUGAAUUUAGAGAUACAGACAGUCAAAGAGAGAGAGAGAGAGAGAGAGAGAGAGAGAGUAGGGAUAAUAAACUAAUAUGUGAUUUUAAUCAAGAGAAAAGCUAAUGGUUACCGGUACUCAUAACAGCAAAACACAUGACUUACAUAUAUAUCUAUUACUUUGAAUAAAGACUGGUGCAUCUAACUAGUGAAAGGAUAUUCAAGCAGUGUUUGCUGGCUAGAUUUCAGGUGCAUUCACAUUGGUGAAGAUUAGCGAUCGUCUGGAGAUUGUCUCAGAUGCUAUUAAAUCCUGUGUGUUUCUGGUCAGUUUACCAGCAUUUGGCCAUGGCAUUUUGUUCCUGACAGUAACAAGUUUGGCAUCUUGAAGGGUUUGAUCUUUAUUCAGGCAAAUAGAAAUGAUGCCACAGUCAAGGUGCAAAAGAAAGUGAAUGUGAAGAAUAGUUAGUAACAAGACAGUGCAAUAAAGCAGAAAUGGACAAAGAGCGUACAUUGCACUUGAAAGUAAUUACCUGUAGGUCUAUGGACAAAUAAUACAAAGACAAUACUUUUGUAAGAAUGUACAAGUAAAAAAAACACAAUCAUGCUCUAACAUGAUGAUGUUCCUAUCUUCCUCUUAAUUUAUCUGUUGAUUGUUGCACUUCCUCUCCCUAGCUACACAUGUAACAGACUGCUUUAAAAUAUCCCCCGACAGUUCUCACAAAGAAAGUAUUUCUAAAUAAUACUUGAUACAUAAUUCAAGAAUGAAGAAUAGGAAUGUUAUUUUUAAUUUUUAAUUGAAAGAUUGACAGGUUUUUAUGUACCCGGUAAAUGUUUUCUCUUUUCUUUAAAGAUACAACAGCAAGCUAUGG